Numida meleagris (helmeted guineafowl) is the source of this 921-nucleotide messenger RNA. It is a transcript of the gene CDX1, whose product is annotated as caudal type homeobox 1. Bases 98 to 880 code for a protein of 260 amino acids. Gene Ontology annotation, cellular component: nucleus. Gene Ontology annotation, biological process: anterior/posterior axis specification; embryo development; regulation of transcription by RNA polymerase II. NCBI's taxonomy places the organism in Eukaryota, Metazoa, Chordata, Aves, Galliformes, Numididae. The record is from RefSeq and is a predicted model, not a curated record. Gene Ontology annotation, molecular function: RNA polymerase II transcription regulatory region sequence-specific DNA binding; DNA-binding transcription factor activity, RNA polymerase II-specific. The transcript is spliced from 3 exons.
AGGAGGGGCGGCCGCUGCGUGACACCCGGCCGCUUCAGCGCUGAGCGGCGCAGCGCGGCACAUCGGCACAGCAUGAGCGCAGAGCCAGGUGGAGAAGAUGUAUGUAGGCUAUCUUUUGGAUAAGGACACCAACAUGUAUCCCAGUCCCGUCCGGCAUCCCAGCCUCAACCUCAACCCCCAGAACUACGUGCCAGGACCGCCCCAGUACUCGGACUUCGCCAGCUACCACCAUGUGCCGGGGAUUAACAACGACCCGCACCACGGGCAGCCGGCGGCCGCCUGGGGCUCGCCCUACACCCCUGCCAAGGAGGACUGGCACUCGUACGGCACCGCUGCCGCCUCUGCCACCACCAACCCGGGGCAGUUCGGAUUUAGCCCCCCGGAUUUUAACCCCAUGCAGCCCCAUGCAGGCUCUGGACUCCUGCCUCCAGCCAUCAGCAGCUCAGUCCCACAGCUGUCCCCUAACGCACAGAGGCGCACCCCGUACGAGUGGAUGAGGCGCAGUAUUCCCAGCACCAGCAGCAGCGGCAAGACGAGGACAAAGGACAAGUACCGGGUGGUGUACACGGACCACCAGCGCCUGGAGCUGGAGAAGGAAUUUCACUACAGCCGCUACAUCACCAUCCGCCGUAAGGCCGAGCUGGCCGCUGCCCUGGGGCUCACUGAAAGGCAGGUGAAAAUCUGGUUUCAGAACCGAAGGGCGAAGGAGAGGAAGGUGAAUAAAAAGAAGCUGCAGCAGCAGAGCCAGCCCACCAGCACCACCACGCCAACCCCCCCAGCUGUGGGCACACCGGGGCCCAUGGGGACCCUCUGUGGUGGCAGUGCCCCAAGCCUUGUCUCCUCGUCUCCGCUCACCAUCAAGGAGGAGUUCAUGCCUUAGCCCCCUCCGCCAGCCAUAGACACUGAGAGAUAAGCACUACG